CUCAAGGGGGCCAGUCUAGCCAGGCUCACCCAGAGGCUUGCGUACAAGGGGGUGAGGCUCCGGAGCGCCAGGCCGGAGCGCCGAGCCACGGGGAUCGUGCUAGGGAGGAUCCAAGCAACCCUAGAGGACGACUAUAAACUGCACCCCACGUCCAAGUCCCUGUGGAAGAACAUACGCAAGCCCGAAGUGGCGAAACGCACGAGGGACUUCCUGUGGAAAUGUAUGCACGACGCAUACAAGCUGGGCACCUACUGGAACAACAUACCGGGCUACGAGGCCCGAGGGAUCUGCGCGAAGUGCGAAGUGCCCGAGACAAUGGAACAUGUCCUUGCCGAAUGCGACGCCCCAGGCAGAGGCCUGCUCUGGGCGCUGGCGACGAACAUGCUACGCGGCAAACGCGUGGAGCACCCCCCGCUGACUUUCGGGGCCAUGAUAGCGGGGCCAUCUCUGUCCAUGGAGGGCCUGACGGGGCGCAAGAACCAAGGCGCGGACAGACUGCUGCGUAUAGUCGUGGCGGAGACAGCCCAUCUAAUCUGGAAGGUAAGAUGUGAGAGAGUGAUCGAGAGGGAGAACACGGUGGAGAGAUGGCACACCCAGAAGGAGCUGCGACUCCGAUGGUUGGCGGCGAUGAACCUCAGACUCAAGAGGGACAUAGCGCUGACGCACAAGAGAUGGAAGAAAGCACGGUUGCCGCGGGAACUUGUCCUAGCUACGUGGGCCGGCACCCUGCAAGACGAGAAGGAUCUACCAGAUGAUUGGAUCGACGAACAGGAGGUUUUAGUGGGUAUGUCCCCGUGUACGAGUAGACUGAGCGGUCACGUGCCCGUACCGGACUGA
Messenger RNA from Trametes versicolor FP-101664 SS1, 837 nucleotides. RefSeq lists its product as uncharacterized. The record is from RefSeq and is a predicted model, not a curated record. The annotation marks the transcript as partial. Lineage: Eukaryota; Fungi; Basidiomycota; Agaricomycetes; Polyporales; Polyporaceae. The transcript has a single exon.